Meloidogyne enterolobii is the source of this 357-nucleotide messenger RNA. Lineage: Eukaryota; Metazoa; Nematoda; Chromadorea; Rhabditida; Meloidogynidae. The record is from the annotation of a GenBank genome assembly.
AUGCAGGCUAUUCGUGCAUUGCUAGAUCUCUCAUCAUCAACCUCCCACCACCAACAAUUAAAUAAUAAUUUAUUAAUACACCAAUCACCUCCACCAACACUAAUUCCUUUUCAAAAUAACCAAGAAAUUUUGGUUAAUCCCACAAAUUUAAUUCAAAAUCAACCAUUAUCACUUCACCAACAACUUAUUCAACAAUUGUUAGCAGCCCCGGUUCCAAUAGAGCAAAGUCUACCUCUAGUCCAACAAUUGCUUCAACAAUUCGGACCGUUGGAGGAACAAAAAUUAAGUGAAGCAAUAGCUGCAAUACUUGUUGGACCUUCAUCUACUACUACAUCCUCUCAAUAUUGCAAUAGCUAA